AUGGACCCCAGGGUGAGUGUGACGACUCCACUAUUCAUCCAACACGAUGAGGACUUUGUUUCACCGACGAAGCCAUUAGCAAUUGUCUCAGAUAAUCAUGAUGAAGGCUCGCAUCCGACCGUUUACCUAAGCUCCGAAAUGGGAAGCAAGCAGAAUAAGGAGUAUUCCUUCAAAUCUUUGAGUAGUAUGAGCAACAGUUCAUUCCAGACGGCUCCUUCUAUGAGGAUUCAAGAUAAAGAUUGGACAGAGGAAGAUGAGGCAGAUACCACCUUUCGGAAACCAUCGUUUGAGCCUUUUGCACAAGACAAUAGCAGUUUCGACGCAACACCUGUUAUCGGUCCGAACGUUGUCACUAAAGAAGAAUUAGAGACUCCGAAAGGUCCUGAGAUUGACAGUUUCAAUGUGACCAAGGAUACAUAUGAAGAAGAAUUUGAUGAAUCGUUAGAUAGAGAGCCACAAGCUGGUCUAGGUCUUGGAUCAAGACGCAGCGCAAUUAGUAUAGGGUCAUACAUUGAAACAGCCAAUGCCACCAAAAUAGUAUCUUCAAGGUCUUCCCCUGUGAAGGCAAUUCGAACUUCGAUGAUUAUAAAUGGUCAGCUUGAUUAUAGUUCCACAAAUGAACAAGCCAAGAAAGGGCUCGGUGAAAGAGAUCUAUACAAUGUUGCAUACAAUAACAAAUCAUUCGGUACUGAUAUUAACGAAAGACCAAGCCAGCUCUCGAGGAAACCUACGCUAAAGAAGAACUCCGAGGUUAGUCUGGAUGACGAUAAUUUUGCCUAUCUGUUCAUUAUCGCCAUACACUCCUUUAAUGCCGAAUCUUUACAGAAUCCGGACGACGUUUCCAUAUGCUUGUCCUUUGAAAAGGGAGAUGUGGCAUUUGUUCAUACAGUCGAUGAGUCUGGAUGGGGUGAGGUGACUUUAAUACGGAACAGAAAGCGCGGAUGGGUGCCCUUCAACUAUUUUUCAGACACAGUAAGAUUAACAAAUCCUUCAAACCCCUCUAGAAAUGAUCAGGACCUUAUAGAAUCGAGAUCUCCUUUGCAGAUCCUGUUAUCUGCAUGUGCACAGUUUUUCUUGCAUCCUCAAGAAACACCAGUGCCACACAAAGAAGGGUUAACUUUUAACGUUGCUUACAUCAACGGAAUACGAGACGGCGUGAAAGCUAUUUUGGAAAAGACGGACUGUGUAUCUAGGUCGAAUGACUUUGUUCAACAAAAGUCCAGUAUUCGGAAGGCCAGAAAAAUUUUGCUUGCUAAUUGGUAUGAUUUAAUGAUUAAAGCAGACUACCACAAGCAUACAACGAGUCCAAAACAUAUUGAUAAUUUAAUGAACCUUGUUUAUGAGGUUUUAAACCAAGCUUUCGAGUUUUUCAACACCUGGUCCAAAGAAAAAACAUCCCAACUAGAGAAAGCUGAUAAGGAUAAAGCCGCUUACGUAUCAAGUACGGACAAUCAGAAUUCGCUCCUUCAGGCUUCGGGCGAUGAUUCACAGGCAUGCUUACAAACCCCGCCAAGCGCGAUGUCAAGGUUGCAUGAAGUGUAUGAUCUUUUAUUCAUGUAUGUUGGUCUCAUUCUAGGUCGACUUGACAUGAUUGAACAUAAUCCCUGCGGUGUCGAAGCAUUAGAGUACAUUGUACAUGAAAUAAUCAUUUUACUGCGGGAGUUACUCUACAUCAGCAAAUCUUGUUCUGCCAUCAUCCAGGAAAAAUUUCAGCACGCAUACGAAAACACAUUGCACAAGAAUCUUGACCCGCUGUUCUUACUGGUGUCUGAACUCGUUUCAUGUGUUAAAGUGCUUGUCACACAAACUCUACAAGAGGAUAUAAAAGUCGAGAAAAUGAAGCUGUCGAUCAAAGGAGGCUCGUACCACUUUACGGACCAAGGAGAGAGGCUUUUGGAAGUUGUUUCCAGUAUGACUACGUUGAUUUGGAACUCAAUCAACGGUUGCAGCAGUUACCUCCGGCUAAUAGGCGAUUUUCAGCUUUCAGAUGAUAGAAAAUACAUCGAUUUUCAAAAAAUUAAGAUGACUCCUGAGAAGUUCUUUCAAAAGUGCUCUUUAGGAUUAACAAGGAACAUUGACAGAGAAGAAUUAGAAAAGACUAUAACAGAAGCCAAGAAACAGCACGAUUUGGAUCCUUAUAUACAUAAGCGGACUGCCAGAUUCUCUUGCGUUAGAAUUGAUAACAAUGAUGAGCUUACUCUCACAUACGAGGGAACUCAAUUCUUACAAGAUUAUCUUCCAGAUCAGAAACCGUUUGGUAGAGAUUCCACGUUCGAACCUUUCAAGCCUGAUGAUAAACAAGAUGGGAUUCAGCGCAAAGAUAUCGAUGAGAUUAAUGUCAAAGAGAAAAUGAAUGAAGAGGUGAUAUUGGCUCAAGACGGAACCAUUGCUGCUGCAUCCUUCAGGGCACUGGUUUACAAACUGACUGACGAAUUUGAGAAACCAGAUGAUUCUUUUUACGCCACCUGUCUCCUCAACUUCAGAUCUUUCGGAACCGCCUUGGAUUUGAUUGACUAUCUCAUCUCAAGAUUUGAUUUAUCUGACAAAUCUUUGUAUGACCAUUCAACUAGUAAUGGGCAAUACUCCUCGAGGUCGUCGCGAGUCAAAAAUAGAAGGAAGCUUGUUGUGAAGGUCUUUCAAACUUGGAUGGAGAGCUUUUGGGAUUUUUCAUCAGACUACAAGGUUCUGCCUACUAUGAUAAAUUUUUUCAAUGAAGGAAUGUCUUUAUACUUGCCAAUUGAAGCAAAAACAUUAAUCGAAAUAGCAGCGCGACUCUCAGCUUCUAAACCAACCUCGAAAGCUUAUAAAAGAAGACCAAAAAUUUUCUCUCAGUUAAAACCAUUCAUGACCCAACAAUCAAGGUGCAACUCAAUCUACUCAGAUAUGUCCUCUAGCAGUGUCAGCAGCCGCCUUUCGGUUUUCUCCUUGGAUGAGAAAAUCAUCGAAGAAUAUGAAUUGAGCCAUGUGCCAAGUCGCGGUACAAGCUCCCUGACCCUACCUCUACCGGUCUUGAACCUGGGGACCUCGUCAUUGCUGAGCAAGCGGAACUAUCACGAUAUCGAAAGGCUUGUCAGCCAGUUUAGAGUAUUAACGGGCAGGUCCAUGGAGAAGAAAGUCUCCAAAACCUUUGUACCAAAGACAGAAACAUCGCAAUUAAUAACCGAAUGGAAUGAGCUUGUUUGUUGCAAUGCUGCAAGCCCUCCAAACAUGAUUCAUAAUGAUUUGAAUUUGGCAGAUUUAAAUCCACUUGAGCUCGCUAAGCAACUGACUCUGAUAGAAUCGCAGUUGUUCAUGAAAAUUGAGCCUACUGAGUUGCUCGAUGGAAAAUUUCUAGGUAAAAAGUUACAGCUCGGACUUUCCCCUAACGUAGCGGCAAUCCUGAACUUCACCAAUGAACUUUCGAACUACGUGAUGGAAAGCAUACUAUACCCUAGUCUCUCCCAAAAAACUCGUACUGCGAGAGUCAAGGCGUGGCUCAAGAUAGCUUUAUCAAGCUCAUAUUUCAGGAAUUAUAAUUCAGUCGCCUCCAUCAUGACCGCACUUCAAAACCACGCUAUCUCAAGGCUUGGAACUGUUUGGGAUGGGCUACGUAAAAAAGACAUGGAGCUUUUUGAGUAUCUAUCCCGCAUCAUUCAUCCCAAUAACAACUUUAAGGUCUACAGAAAAAAGCUAAAAAGAUACGUGGAGGAUGGCUCUGCCACUUUUUCGCAGCAAGGCCAAUCUCCGGUUCCCGUCGUUCCAUUCUUCAAUUUAUUUUUGCAGGAUCUAACGUUCAUCUACGAAGGUAACAGCACUUAUAGAAAUCCAGAUUCCUUCAGACCUCACAAACUGGUAAAUAUUGGGAAAUUUCAAAAAGUCACCAAAACUCUGAACAUAAUCAGCUAUUUCCAAGUGGACUACCAGAAUCAAAACGAACAUGUUUCAAACAUCAAUUCCUUCUUCGACACGGCAACCGACUACCUAGGUUCUGACACUAAGAACGUCAAGCCAAUUUAUCCCUUGCAGGAAUUUAUACUAUAUGAGUUAUGGAGGGUUGACACAUUGCAUUCAAAGAACAGUGAUCGAGCAUAUCAACAGAGUUUACUUCUAUCGCCUAGAAAGUAA
Messenger RNA from Torulaspora delbrueckii, 4104 nucleotides. RefSeq names its product Ras family guanine nucleotide exchange factor BUD5 (gene BUD5). Gene Ontology annotation, biological process: Ras protein signal transduction; positive regulation of GTPase activity. NCBI's taxonomy places the organism in Eukaryota, Fungi, Ascomycota, Saccharomycetes, Saccharomycetales, Saccharomycetaceae. Gene Ontology annotation, molecular function: guanyl-nucleotide exchange factor activity; protein binding. The transcript has a single exon. The record is from RefSeq and is a predicted model, not a curated record. Gene Ontology annotation, cellular component: plasma membrane. The coding region runs from base 1 to 4104 and encodes 1367 amino acids.